GUUUGGUAUUCUUCCGCACGGUUUGGCGUUAUUACGGUAUUACUCGCUUCAGGUUGUAAUCUGAAUUCUCUCUCUCUGUCUGGAGACCAUUUAAAGAGCACUCUGGACCGCUUGAAUGGACAAGUAAGGGGCACCGGCGGGAUGGACAUCACAAGCCGCUGCACCCUGGGCGACCCCAACAAGCUGCCGGAGGGCGUGCCACAGCCAGCCCGCAUGCCCUACGUGUCCGACAAGCAUCCGCGGCAAACUCUGGAGGUGAUCAACUUGCUGCGUAAGCACCGGGAGCUGUGCGACGUCGUGCUGGUGGUGGGCGCCAAGAAGAUCUACGCACACCGCGUCAUUCUCUCGGCCUGCAGCCCCUACUUCAGGGCCAUGUUCACUGGCGAGCUGGCCGAGAGCCGCCAGACUGAGGUGGUGAUCCGGGACAUCGACGAGCGCGCCAUGGAGCUGCUCAUCGACUUCGCCUACACCUCACAGGUGACCGUGGAGGAGGGGAAUGUGCAGACGCUGCUGCCUGCCGCCUGCCUGCUGCAGCUGGCUGAAAUCCAGGAGGCGUGCUGCGAGUUCCUUAAGCGCCAACUCGACCCGUCUAACUGCCUGGGCAUCCGGGCUUUUGCUGACACGCAUUCAUGCCGAGAGUUGUUGAGGAUCGCUGACAAGUUCACCCAGCACAACUUUCAAGAGGUCAUGGAGAGUGAGGAGUUCAUGCUGCUCCCAGCCAAUCAGCUGAUCGACAUCAUCUCGAGUGACGAGCUGAAUGUGCGCAGCGAGGAGCAGGUGUUUAAUGCAGUCAUGGCCUGGGUUAAAUACAGCAUCCAAGAGCGGCGGCCUCAGCUGCCUCAGGUCCUUCAGCAUGUCCGCCUUCCUCUGCUGAGCCCUAAGUUCCUUGUUGGAACAGUGGGCUCGGAUCCACUGAUAAAGAGUGAUGAGGAGUGUAGGGACCUGGUGGAUGAAGCAAAGAACUACCUCCUGCUUCCUCAAGAACGCCCGCUCAUGCAAGGACCUCGUACCCGACCCCGCAAACCCAUUCGCUGUGGCGAGGUUUUGUUUGCUGUAGGAGGAUGGUGCAGCGGUGAUGCCAUCUCGAGCGUAGAACGCUACGACCCCCAGACGAACGAGUGGCGCAUGGUGGCGUCCAUGAGCAAGCGACGCUGCGGAGUCGGCGUCAGCGUCCUGGAUGAUCUGCUGUACGCCGUGGGCGGCCAUGACGGCUCUUCUUACUUGAACAGUGUAGAGAGGUAUGACCCGAAGACUAACCAGUGGAGUAGUGACGUGGCACCCACGAGCACGUGCAGGACCAGUGUGGGUGUCGCUGUGCUGGGUGGUUACUUGUACGCAGUGGGUGGACAAGACGGAGUCUCGUGUCUCAACAUAGUUGAAAGAUACGACCCUAAAGAGAACAAGUGGACGCGGGUGGCAUCCAUGAGUACGCGGCGUUUGGGGGUGGCGGUAGCCGUCCUGGGAGGAUUCCUCUAUGCGGUUGGCGGUUCAGACGGCACCUCCCCUUUAAAUACAGUGGAGAGGUAUAACCCUCAGGAAAACCGCUGGCACACAGUAUCGCCCAUGGGCACACGACGGAAACAUCUGGGCUGCGCUGUCUACCAGGACAUGAUCUACUCAGUCGGGGGCCGGGACGACACCACGGAAUUGAGCAGCGCUGAGAGAUACAACCCGAGAACCAAUCAGUGGUCUCCUGUGGUCGCCAUGACGUCCAGACGGAGCGGGGUCGGUUUAGCUGUGGUGAACGGCCAGUUGAUGGCAGUCGGUGGAUUCGACGGCACUACGUACCUGAAGACGAUAGAAGUCUACGAUCCUGAUGCUAACACAUGGAGGCUUUAUGGUGGAAUGAACUACAGAAGAUUAGGAGGAGGGGUUGGCGUCAUCAAAAUGACUCACUGUGAAUCCCAUAUAUGGUAACACCUUCCUCCACCUCCAGCCCCUCAUGGAUGCCUCACUAUUUUAUAGCUUGUGCCUCUUUCUCAUUGAGACAUUUAAGAAGGAAAAAAAAAGACUUCAUUUAUUUAAGACACCAUGAAACAGUGAGAUCAUUAAAGAGAGGAUGAACAUUGCGGCUCUUAUGGAGCCGAUCUGUGAAGACUUGCACAUUCAGGGCUGGAUUUUAUCGCUCUUUUCAUUGGAGAGAGAGAGAGAGAGAGAGCUUUGAGUCUCACUGCAGCAUUGCUCCUGUCACAAACGCAGGGACGCUACAUGUAAAGAUGCACUUCUCUGGAUGGAUUUGUACUGCCUAUUAUUAUAAUUAUUUUUUUUUUUUGGGGGGGGGGCAUGUUAUGGUAAGCAGAUGCUGCAUGAGUGAGGUGGCAUCACAGCCUCAUGCUCUCCUGGACAGUAGCUUUCGUCUAAAUGGUGUUUUAAUCUUAUGAACUGGAUGCACUGUGACUUUUUUUUUUUUCCCGACCUUGCCCACUCAGCAAUUUAUUUUAUUUUUUUUUUUUAAAUACUCAUAGUGGUGCUGAUCAGAACAGGAACAUGCAAGCCUUUUUUUUUUUUUUUUUUUUUUUUUGAAGGUGCAAAUGAAUGAAGGUGCAUGUACAUUUUCGCAAAAGCGGUUUCCACCAUUUCAACACUAUCACUUAUUUUCCUCUUUGCUUUAUCCGAUAAUGCAUCAGCCUGUGCACUUUAAUCCAAGACGAGUUCAGUUUGGUCACUGUUCUGUUUUAAACACAGUGAAAAAUGUUCUUUUAAAAAAAAAAAUAAAGAUGUUCAUAGAUUUA
Messenger RNA from Neoarius graeffei (lesser salmon catfish), 2732 nucleotides. It is a transcript of the gene klhl20, whose product is annotated as kelch-like family member 20. The record is from RefSeq and is a predicted model, not a curated record. Gene Ontology annotation, molecular function: protein binding. The transcript is spliced from 12 exons. The coding region runs from base 142 to 1917 and encodes 591 amino acids. Lineage: Eukaryota; Metazoa; Chordata; Actinopteri; Siluriformes; Ariidae.